This is a messenger RNA of Carya illinoinensis, 1050 nucleotides long. RefSeq names its product protein FAR1-RELATED SEQUENCE 2-like. The coding region runs from base 431 to 991 and encodes 186 amino acids. NCBI's taxonomy places the organism in Eukaryota, Viridiplantae, Streptophyta, Magnoliopsida, Fagales, Juglandaceae. The record is from RefSeq and is a predicted model, not a curated record. The transcript has 2 exons.
AAAAAAAAAAAAAACGAAGUUCAAUGCGGAAAAACCAUGAAAACCUUGUUUCCCGCUUCUGGUGUGCGACUGAGAACGAAGAGAAGAACUGAAGCUCUCAUUUACUCGGCCGAUUGUUCAGUCCGUUGUCGUGGGUGCAGAUCGUUUCUCGCUGGGUUGGGCAUCUGGUUUGGGUGAGUUAGCUUCAGGCCGGUCUGCGUUGGGUGGGUUAAGUUCGGGCCGGUCUGCGUUGGGUGGGCUGAGUUUGGGUCAGAUCCGUGGGCCAUCACCUCGGGUCAGAUUCGUGGGCCAGCUUUUCGGGUCAACGACAGUGGGUCAGCGACGUGGGUUGGCAUUUCGUGGGUGGGUCUACGUUUCGUGGGUCAUCUUCGCACUUCACCGUCGGCACCACCACGGCCAGCAAAACGCAAGUUAUCCAUUUCAACCUGGGAUGGGACCGGCAAGGCCAUUUAUCACUACUAGCUCUGCGAGCAGCGCAAGAUUUGAUGAAGAAGAUAGAACCGAUUGUUUGGAAAUUGAAGCAGCAUGUACUGCAGAUAGAGUUGAUGAAGAAUUUCGGUUUGAUAGAGCAGAUGAUGUUGUAACUCAACCUGUUUCCCCCGGUAUACCACAUGUAGUCACAUCGUCGGAUGGGGGUGAUGAUAUCAUUGAGGAGCCAAAGUCAGGGAUGGAGUUCAAUACGUUUGAAGAACUGUUGAGCUAUUAUAAGCAGUAUGCAAAAAGAUGUGGGUUUGGGGUGAUGACACAAAGGAGUGAGAGGACUGAUGAUCAAAGUGUCAGAUAUGUCACCAUUGGUUGUGCACGGGGAGGGAAGGCCCGGAUUAAGAGUUCCAAUCCGGCAAACCCACGUCCGACGGGCAAGACGGACUGUAAGGCCCGGAUUAAUGCACUAAGAAUUGAGGGAAAGAUGCGGUUGACAACAGUGAAUAACGCACAUAACCAUGUAAUCUGUAACAGCCCGCUAGAAAUUCAAUUGUGGAAUUUCUUUUGACUUUAAUAACCUCGUGAAAACUCCGUAAGUUUACACGAAUCGACUAAUCGCAUAGGUUU